AGUAAACCCUAACAAACAAACUCGAGUCGAGUGGGUCGGGAGAUGGAGGUGGAGGUGGAGGUGGAGUCGCAGCAAAAUCGUCAAGCUCAGAGAUUUGGUCUGAAGAACUCAAUUCCGACCAACUUCGGCUCUGACUACGUCUUCCAGAUUGUCCCAAAAGUGGAUUGGACAGCAAUCGCGGUGUCCUUGUCGACCAACACCGUUAAGCUGUACUCGCCGGUGACAGCUCAGUACUACGGGGAAUUCAAAGGACACACGGAUACAGUGAAUCAAAUAGCGUUUUCAUCGGACCUUCUUCACUCUUGCUCCUCGGAUGGUACCAUCAGAUCUUGGGACACGCGCUCUUUCCAGCAGGUAGCGUGUAUUGAUGCUUCUGAUAAUGGUCAAGAGGUUUUUAGCUUCUCCUUUGGAGAUCAUCUCCUCGCUGCUGGAUGCAAGGAGCAGGUUUGUCUUUGGGACUGGAGAAACUCUAAGCAAGUUGCUUGUUUACAGGAAUCCCACAUGGACGACGUCACUCAGGUACACUUUGUUCCUAACAAUCGGAACAAACUUGUUUCUGCCUCUGUUGACGGUUUGAUUUGUCUCUUCAACACUGAAGGUGAUAUCAACGACGAUGACCAUCUCGAUUCU
This is a messenger RNA of Brassica oleracea var. oleracea, 630 nucleotides long. Its product is annotated as WD repeat-containing protein 89 homolog. Gene Ontology annotation, molecular function: protein binding. NCBI's taxonomy places the organism in Eukaryota, Viridiplantae, Streptophyta, Magnoliopsida, Brassicales, Brassicaceae. The record is from RefSeq and is a predicted model, not a curated record.